AGUGCCAACCAAACAUGACGAAAACGAUCGACCCAUUGCAGGUGGCUUGUGAUGGAAAUCUGAAGCAAGGGUGCAGGUUAGUCAUGCGCUAUAGUAUUUCUACGUGUAUUUGCCACCUGAUAGGUUUUAGAUAUCUUUCAUUAGUGCACUGGAAUGGUGAAAAGCACCGAGAGGCAGAUUCCAAGAAGGCUGAGAUGGCGUGCGACUUAGAAGACGGUGAAGCUUGUUGGCUACUCAGUACCUGGUACAUGGGCAACAAGGAGAAAUUCCGCUCAGCUUCAGUGAAUGAAACAAAGGAACAUGAUCGUGCUUCACUCGGAUCGCUCGAACGAGAUAUGUACAAAGCAUUGGAGUAUGGUAUCAAGGCGUGCGAAAUGGAUGUUUUCCAGAGUUGUGUCAACGUUGCGCGGUUCGUUCAUUUUUAG
Haemonchus placei is the source of this 425-nucleotide messenger RNA. NCBI's taxonomy places the organism in Eukaryota, Metazoa, Nematoda, Chromadorea, Rhabditida, Trichostrongylidae. The record is from the annotation of a GenBank genome assembly.